Molecule: messenger RNA, 1635 nt
Organism: Closterium sp. Yama58-4
Lineage: Eukaryota; Viridiplantae; Streptophyta; Zygnematophyceae; Desmidiales; Closteriaceae
Source: the annotation of a GenBank genome assembly
AUGCUCGAAUUCGCGGCCGUCGAGCUCGAAAUCGAGGGUUUUUACGAAACUUCGAGCUAUUCCACGUACCUGCGGCCGCCAGAAGGGGUUCGGAUUUCGCGACGGACGGUGGAGAUUAACGGAAUCACGAGCGACACGGUGCGCAACGCGCCGAGCUUCGGCGAAGUGGCGGAUCGGAUUUAUGAGCUCAUGGACGAUCCCGUUACCGUCGUGCUCCGUGUCUCUCCUCUCCGUGCUCGUUUGGGCGGCCCACCAGGCAAGGUGUGGGCGGGGCACAACAUUAUCCGGUUUGACAACGCGCGCAUCCGAGAGGCCUUUGGCAGCUUGGGGCGAGUGCCACCCGAGCCGGCUGGCGUAGUGGACACAUACGACCUGCUCAGGCGGGAGUUCGGCACCAGAGCAGGCGACAUGAAGGUGAGGGGCGCUGCUGUGCCGUGCGGAUGGGAUGUGAAAGAGAAGCACUCAGAGAGCAUUCUUUUUGGCAAGGGAGAGGGCAGAGAGGGCGGCGAGGCACAGGGCGAGGGGGGAAGCGAGGUCCAGCAGGCAGCAACCCGAACAGCACAGCAGGCAGGUGUGGGCGAGUGCGUGGUGAGUCCGGGGUGGUGGCAGCAGCAGCAGGAGCAGCACACCAAGGAGGGCGCCCCUUGGGCCAUCGCGUGUGCUCACUUCGACCCCUUCUGGCUGCAGGCUGUGUGCGCGCCUGCUGCUGGUGCUGGUGGCACUGGGGGAAAUGGCAGCAGCAGAGGGAGUGGGUGGGGAGGGGGCAGGCGGUACAGCUUGAGGGGAGGGAGUGCUCGGGUGUACCCCAAUGGCUUCAGGCCACAGCCGCCAUCUGAUGCUGCUGAUGCUGUUGGUGGUGCGGUGGAGGGUGCACCAGCACGUGUGCUGCUGCUGUACAAUGGGCGGUCACUGCACGUGAGGGAGUGCGGUGCAAGGAUCAAGAUGAGGCCGGUCGUCCUUCACCCCUCACGCCCCCUCCUCCCGUCUCAACCCCUCUCAUACGUCCUCCUCACCAGUGUGUCGGAUCGCUUCGCCUUUGACGAGGCCACGGGCCGCCCGUCCUUCUCGCUGCUCCUCGCCGUCUCGCCUGCCGCUGCUGCCGCCAUCACUGCCUGCUUCGAUGCUCUGCUGGCGUGCGUGGGGAGUGGCAGCAGCAGUGGGGGGAGUAGCAAGGAGGCAGCAGCAGCAGGGGCGGAGGGUGGCGGGGAAGGGGAGAGGAGCGGUGAGCGCAGCGAGGAGGUGCGAUCGCCCUUUGUGGCGGCAUGGGAGGAGGAGGAUGGCAAGAGAGUGAUCCGCGUCAAGCUGGCAGCUGACGGUGUGAGGGGGAAUGCAGAGUGGCGCACCAAGGUCUUCUCAUGUGUGGCACCGCACACAACCGCUCUCAACCCAGCCAUUGUCAGCACCAGCUCUCCCACAGGCGCCACCAGCAACGACAGCAGCCAGCAGUCACCUGCAUCGCAGCAGCUGCACACUGUGGACCCCCACCAGCUGCACCUGCCCGUGGACCCGUACAUGGUGGCGGCAGCGCUACCAGCAGGGGCGGUGGUGGACGUGGCGUUUCUGGUCGACUCCUACUGUGUCAAUGGCACCAGGGGGCUGCGCUUCGUGGCAGAUGUGAUUGUAGUGAGGGGAUGA